AGCUGGAACCGUCGGCUGUCGUAACGCAGGGGAGAUAAGCCUCCACUAGAGCUAAGCACCGAGUGUCAGUUAUCUGUCUUGAGCCUAGAUUAGUCCUCAUUUUACACUAAACCGGAUUCUUUUCCAUCAGCUCAUUUGUCCUUCAUUUGGUUCAUCCGCCUGUCUCUGUCUGUCUGUCUGUCUGUCUGUCUGUCUGUCUGUCUGUCUGUCUGUCUGUCUGUUUGUCUGUCUGUCCUCAACCCCAACUUCCAUCUUUCUGUCUGCUGCUUUGCCUUUGACCCCGGCCUAUCUGUCUAGUUUUUUUGCAAAUCUCUUUCGUCUGACUAUUCUAGUUACCUAUCAGAAAUAUAUUUUAAUCUGUUCGACUUCACUAGGCAUAAAACGCAAACUAAUUUCGGAGCAGAGACCAGAGAAAUAGAAUGCUUAAUUAGUGGAUAAUGGGAACACGAAAUACAAGCAAUAAUUGAUUACAGGUAUGAAUAGUUUAAAUAUUAAUGUAUUUUAAUUAAAACUAAGGAAUCAGCAACGUUCCGGGGUUAUUAUCAACUCAUUCAAUUUUCUCUAAUAUCAUUUUUUUUUUUUUUGUCUUUAACAUACAUACACACCGUACUCGGAUAUAUACAGUCUUCAUUCACCACUUCAACACCCAGGGAGAUAUGUGUGGGUGUGAGUGAGAGAGAGGGAGAGCUGGUUGUGCUGCCAUCGGUCCGGUCGGCGUGCCAGCGUGCAGCACGCGCAAAACGCAUCGCGCGCGCCUCCUGCGCAACUUUGUCCACGAGAGAAGCUGAGGUCCAACGCCGUCGGCCACACAGUGUCGGCUGCUGCUGCUGCUGGUGUGUGCGGGGGUGGACCAUACAACCACCAGCCAGUGGAUGCACACCAUCUCUACAACCUGCCCUCACCUUCCUCUCCACAAAGCUCCGGCACCUGUUGCGACAGAAAGUCAAACUUCUGACUGCAGCAGUGGAUGAAAAAGUAGCAAAGGAAACUUUUUCUUCAGCAAUCAAGAUUUGAUCUUUGUUGUCGCAGUAUUUAUGAUGUUUAUAUCAUCAACAAUGAAUACAAUUCAAGGAGUGGAAAACCUGUAGAUAAACUCUGACAAAACUAAAGUUGUAUUCAGGUGUAAGAGGAUUUGAUCCACACUUGAUGGGUUCAGUUGCCUGGAGUUGACACUGUGUUGUUGCUGUUUAUCUGAUGUGGAUGACAACAGACUGUUUAUGGUGGAGUCAGCAGACGAGAAAGCAAAACUCUGAUCACGCAGUGGCCAUUACUGUUGAUCUGACGUCAUGAUGGUGCCUCUGUGACGUGUAAAGGGAGGUAAUAACGUGGUGACACAAAUCCAGAUGUCGCUGCCGACCAGCUGUACCGAUGUGACGAACUGUUCUGAGGUGGAGGGCGACGUGUACGUGGACAACAACUCGCUGAUAUGCUGGGAGUUCUGUAAUGUCAACGCCUGCACCCUGCAGGAGCUGAGCGAGUGCGUCUACGACUUCAUCCGUCCCACGUGUCUGGAGUGGUUCUUUAUCAGCCUGCACCUCGUCGUCUUUGUCGUCGGCGUGGUCGGCAACUUCCUCGUCUGCUUUGUGGUCCUGCGCAGCAGCCACAUGCAGACCGUCACCAACCUCUUCAUCGUCAACCUGGCGGUCGCUGACUUCGUCGUCCUCAUCUUCGCGUCUCCCACGUCCGUGCUGCAGGCCGUGACGGAGACCUGGUUCCUCGGCGAGACCAUGUGCAAGAUCACCUAUUUCAUUCAGAUCCAGUCGUUUGCCGUGUCCGUGCAGACGUUGUGCGCCAUCGCCGUGGAGCGGUACUUCGCCAUCUGCAAGCCCUUGAAGACGAGGAUCACAAACAGAAAGGUCAGCCUGACCAUCCUCAUCAUCUGGCUCAUCGCCACCAUCAUCGCUCUGCCCGCCGCCAUCUUCAUCGUCAUGGAGCGCACUUUCCGAAGCCUCGAGCUCGCCAACUACCUGACGCACUGCAAGUUCAUGGUGGAUGACCUCUUCCAUCAGAUCUACCACCUGACGCUGGUGGUGACGCUGUACGUGGUGCCCAUGCUGACGAUGGGCGUCUUCUACACCAUCAUCUCCCACCACCUGUGGCACGUCAAGGUACCCGGGGUGUCCGUCCGCAGCAAGAUGCGCAGUGCCGACGACUCGUGCCCCGAGUACCGCAGCAACAGCGACGCGCACCUGGCGUCUAGGAAGAAGGUGGCCAAGAUGUUGAUCGCCAUUGUCCUUCUGUUUGCUGCGUUCUACCUGCCCCAGAAUCUUAUCUUCGCCCUCAGGUACACACGCAUCAUGAACAUUAUGAACAACUGGGAGGGAGUGCCCAUCCUGUUCGUCGCUGCCAACUGGCUUGUCUACCUGAACUCCUCUCUCAACCCGGUCAUCUACAACUUCAUGAGUGCAAAGUUCAAGAAAGAGUUCCGGCGGGUGUUCCGGUCCUCGCGUCCAGAGAGAAGCAACCUGCUGCACGAGAGUACCUACGAGCUGGGAAAGAUGCGACUGCACCAGCGGACCCCCCUCACCCAGUCCUCCGACCUGCAUAACGGCACUCACGUAUGACUGGCCGCCCUCACUUCCGGUUGCACCUGGGGCGGUCCCUUCGCAGCCCUUUGAAGGGCAGCGAGAGCCGACGACUCUGCGGGCUAAGGCCAGCGCUGCUGUGGUGUCAGAGGUCGUGGCCAACAGAGUGUGAUCUGAG
Pomacea canaliculata is the source of this 2703-nucleotide messenger RNA. Its product is annotated as orexin receptor type 2-like. The transcript has 6 exons. Gene Ontology annotation, molecular function: neuropeptide Y receptor activity. The record is from RefSeq and is a predicted model, not a curated record. Gene Ontology annotation, cellular component: membrane. Gene Ontology annotation, biological process: G protein-coupled receptor signaling pathway. The coding region runs from base 1344 to 2564 and encodes 406 amino acids. NCBI's taxonomy places the organism in Eukaryota, Metazoa, Mollusca, Gastropoda, Architaenioglossa, Ampullariidae.